This is a messenger RNA of Monascus purpureus, 1883 nucleotides long. The record is from the annotation of a GenBank genome assembly. NCBI's taxonomy places the organism in Eukaryota, Fungi, Ascomycota, Eurotiomycetes, Eurotiales, Aspergillaceae.
GUCCAUCCCAAUUUCUUCUCACGUUUUCCCGUGCUUUCUCUCUGAUCUGCCUGUGCUGUUUUUGAAGAAAUUCUAGACUCUCCCUGCUGUUGCAUUGCCUUCUUUCUCUGUUGUUCUAUCUUCAAUUCCUACAUCUAAGCUGCUAGCGUCUUUUCUUCGGAUAUUGUUGUCGUGCCCUCGAUCCAUCGAAGAUUCCCUUGCUUCUCGAUCUGUUUAUUUGUUCUUAUUUGAAUAUUAUUUUUAUCUUUAUUUUUUAUCAUACGUUUGCAUUGCAUUGUUGUUUUCCGUUUUCUUUUUCUUCCGGCGUUGUUUCUGCAUGUAUAAAGUGCAACAAGCGUCUCCCGCCAAGCAUUGCGAUUCUCUCGGUAUCUUCUGCUUGAUCAUAUUAUGAUUCUUUCAGAGUGGAAUUAGCAUGGUUUAGCGCGGGAAGGAUUUUUGAGCCAAACCGAAAUCACCCAGUCUGAAGGACAUACCACCUUCUACCUAAACUGCUUGUCUCUCCUGUUGCGACAUAUUGUUUACUUUAUCUAUCCCCCGUGCCGACGUGGACUCAUGGCCAUUAUGGUUACGCCUGGCACAUUUCAGCUGCUGUCGAUGUCUAUCCGUUCAUCCCGACGCUAUCCACGUCAGCUAUGUGGGAACAUAUACCCUGCUCUGAGACUCAGUACCUCGAUUAUGAGCCCCCGGAUGGAAACAUGCCAACACCGCUCUUUUAUGAUACUAAGUCGCCGUUCGACGCAGAGCCUAUUAGGUAUCAGAGAAUCAAAAUGCAUGGCAUCCUAUAGAAGCUCUCUUAAAUGGACCCAAAUCAGAUGGAACACGACAAAGAAGCCCGUUGAUCAAACAGAGGUGGUUUCAGCGGACGUGGAUAAAACGAAAAAGAAAUCCAAAAUACUCUCUCGACUCUCCAUUCCUUCCCAUGAAAACAUCUACACGGUUCCCAACAUCCUGACCUUUUCGCGUCUACUCGCCGCUCCUGUUGUGGGGUAUCUUCUUGUUCAUGGUUAUCAUGGGCCAGCUUUGUCUCUUCUUGCAUACGCUGGCAUCACUGAUCUCAUCGAUGGGCAUAUCGCCCGACGGUACAAUCUACAAACAGUUGUUGGGACCAUUAUCGAUCCAAUGGCCGAUAAGAUACUGAUGACUAUCAGUGUGGUCUGCCUGGCGUUGAAUGGAUCUCUCCCUCCAUGGCUAGCUAUAAUUAUUCUAGGUCGUGACGUUGGCUUGAUGCUGUCUGCAAUUUACUACCGUUGGAUAUCCCUUCCGCCACCAAAAACAAUGGCACGCUACUGGGAUUUUUCGCUUCCUUCUGCAGAAGUCAAGCCAACCGGAAUCUCCAAGAUUAACACAGCGUUACAGCUCCUGCUCGUGGGUUCCGCUAUGGCAUUACCAAUUAUUCCAGAGGCUGUAACGGCCGCUUGGAGUUUGCAAGAAGCAAUGACUGGAUUUCAGUAAGUGACUCUUCUAUUUCAUUUCCGUUUCCUUCAGGGUAUGUUCUUGGAGCACUGUUUUGCCGAAGUAGACUGUCAUUUUCAUCUCUAGAAAAGCCUUUGCAGUGACAACUCUGUCACGUACGACCACAGGGUGUGGAAAACAGGGCUUCCCGUCUGCUCAGCCGUACUUAAGCCACACGCCGGCCGGUUAGUAGUUGGGUGGGUGACCACCAGCGAAUCCCGGCUGUUGUACCUAGUCGCAACGACCACGAUCUGGUCCGGUCUCAGUUACGUCUUCUCAAAAGACGCAGUUAAGAUUUUGACAAAAAAGGAGGUGGAAGCUCGCAUUGCAAGGAAUCUCAAGCAGAAACAGCCAUGAACUACUUACACAGUGUUUAUCUCUUGGUUCUGUAUGUAUGUAUUUGUACAGAGAAUUAUAGAAAAGUUUGGGCA